This is a messenger RNA of Hemicordylus capensis (graceful crag lizard), 2098 nucleotides long. RefSeq names its product testis-expressed protein 47-like. NCBI's taxonomy places the organism in Eukaryota, Metazoa, Chordata, Lepidosauria, Squamata, Cordylidae. Gene Ontology annotation, molecular function: FAD binding; blue light photoreceptor activity. The transcript has 9 exons. The record is from RefSeq and is a predicted model, not a curated record. The coding region runs from base 1013 to 1852 and encodes 279 amino acids.
UUUAUAGUCUUACAAACAAAAAAGAAAACAUAGCCCUGCUGGAUCAGGCCCAAGGCCCAUCUAGUCCAGCAUCCAGAUGCCGCUGGAAGCCUACAGGCAGGAGUUGAGGGCAUGCCUUCCCUUCUGCUGUUACUCCCCUGAAACUGGUACUCAGAGGCAUCCUGCCUCUGAGGCUGGAGGUGGCCUAUAGCCUUCCGACUAGUAGCCGUUAUUCAACACUAUUGAAUAACAAUACCAAAUGCAUACAAAAUAAACUUUCAGCAGCAAAGCAUGAAUAUAACUAACAUAAACUAAAUUUUGGGUGAGAUUAAAAGCUUUCUGGAUCAGAAAGCUCCUCUAUUUAAAACAAGGAAAGAAAGGAGCCAGCAUAACCUCCUUGCAGAGGGAAUUCCAAAGGUAUGGCACCACCACUGAAAGAGGCCCGGUCUCUGGCAGCCGCCAACUGGAUUUCUGUUCACUGCAGACCAGAGAGCUUGGCCUCCAUGGUCCGUUUUAAGGGCCAAGCAGGUUCAUGUGGGGGUAGGCAGUCCUUAAGGUAACCUGGCUCCAGACUGCUUAAGGCUUUAAAAGCUACAGCCAACACUUUAAAAGUCUGGUGUACUGAUUGGCUGGAAAUUAACACUGCUGCAUCCUUCUGGAAGCCUUUAAUGUUUAAACCGUAGGGACAAAGAUUAUGGGAGCAUCUCCGCCUCCUGCCUGGAGCACCAUCCUACAACACACGAUCAAAACUGGAUCCCCGUUAGAAUGUGAUAUUGUUUUGGGUAUCUAUGGGUGCCAGACACAAAGUAUAACCAAGUUACCUUGCUUGGGGCUGCACAUCAUACAGGCAUCUUACCCUGACAACCAGAUCUGACACAGGAGAUCUGUGACUGUAUCUCCCAGCUCCCUACCCCUGCCUGCCCCCCUCCAAUUUCAAAGCAACUGCAGGGGGCUUCAUUUAUUAUCAGGAAGUAGAGACAUUUUGGAUUUGGCAGCAAGGGAAGCAUUGGUUAUUUUGGUGAGCUCAGUUUUAAUGGAGUUCAGCACACAGAAAGCAAAUUGGAAUUGGAAAAGAGAAUGUCAAGACAGCAGAGGCAUCUCAGCAGUGAGAAAUUACAAGAAAGCCCCGGAGAUGUGGGAGAAGCCAGAAGUGUCACCAUCUGAGGAUGAGAGGACAAACUUGCUCAACCAACUUCUCCACGAGAGGAUGCACAAAAAUAGCACAGAGAAAUCAAAAUCUCUUCUCCACAGGCUGAUUUUCUUUGCCAAGAUCUCCCCAGACCUGGCUGAUAAAAGAGAUUUAGCUGAAUAUUGGGAACAGCUGUUUAUGAGUCUGCAGCGCUACUACCAGGGUGAGGGGGUCACAGGCCUGCUGUUGCUGUACCCCACAUGCAUUGUCCACAUGUUGGAGUCAUCCAGUGAUGUGCUUUACUCUGUCCUGCGAGACUUGAGGGACAUGGAGCAGCAGCAGAGAGUCCUGGUUCUGGAUGCCAAGAUCCUUGUAAUGUCCCAUAAUCUCCCCUCCCGACUCUUCCAGCAGUGGAACUACAAGGUUCUGAAUAUGCCACAGAUGCACCUGGGAUAUGGUACAUCCCAUGAAGAGCCAGUGGAAGCUGUUAUCUCUGAGUGCCUCACAGCACUCCUGAAACUUGGUGUGCAUCUGUUGAAGUACCACAAGAGUCCCAAAAACCUCCCUGACACCACCCUGGAGAAGGCAACAGAUCUCAUUGUUCCACAAGAUACCAUCUUGUACUUGCUGGAGUGCCAGGAGUUGCUGAGCCCCACUCAGUACCUACAUCUUUAUGACAGCCCAAUGAACAUCCUUAUGGACUCAGGGCUUGUGUUUCGAAGUGACAAUCCAACCUCUGUUUAAGUUCCGCAUACACUGCAAAAGAGAGAGCGUGGCCUUUGCCGGAGUGGCUAAAACGACCUUUUGAAUGAGCUGCUGCUAUGUAAAGGGAACCUGCUUUCCAUGCGGGGAAAAGGAAGAAAUGUAUUUGCAACAUCUGGAAGACAAUGUUGGUAGAAAAACAUGUCUGAAUUCUUUUAAAUUGUAUGAUGAAAGGAAGUGAUGCUUAAACAACAAAUAAUAUAAAUUGCAUGCCUGUUUCUUCCAGAA